Messenger RNA from Dipodomys ordii (Ord's kangaroo rat), 2206 nucleotides. RefSeq names its product glucokinase (hexokinase 4) regulator (gene Gckr). The transcript is spliced from 18 exons. Gene Ontology annotation, biological process: negative regulation of glucokinase activity; carbohydrate derivative metabolic process; glucose homeostasis. The coding region runs from base 152 to 2008 and encodes 618 amino acids. Gene Ontology annotation, cellular component: mitochondrion; nucleoplasm; cytosol. Gene Ontology annotation, molecular function: fructose-6-phosphate binding; enzyme binding; carbohydrate binding. Lineage: Eukaryota; Metazoa; Chordata; Mammalia; Rodentia; Heteromyidae. The record is from RefSeq and is a predicted model, not a curated record.
CCCUGGUAGGGGGUGGUUCUCAGAGAAGCCUGGGUACUUGGGUUAAUCAUCUCUGUGGCUCAGAUAAGGCCCUGCCAGCUGGAAGCAGAGUCCAGAGGAGUUUGUGUCUGAAGAAGGAGACAGGACAGUGUAUUCACAGUACAACAGGACCAUGCCUGGCACAAAGCGGUUUCAACAUGUGAUUGAGACUCCGGAGCCUGGCGAGUGGGAGUUGUCUGGGUAUGAGGCAGCUGUACCAAUCACAGAAAAGUCAAAUCCACUGACUCGGGACUUGGACAAAGCAGAUGCUAAGAAAAUUGUUGAAUUGCUGGGGCAGUGUGAUGCUGAGAUCUUCCAGGAGGAAGGGCAAGCCAUACCUGCAUACCAGGUGACACAGUCCGCUGGGCCUGUGAAACAGACAUGUUUCCUUCCUCAGGAGCCAGAUGGGGGGCUGGUGGUGCUGAGUGGAGGGGGCACCUCUGGACGCAUGGCAUUCCUUAUGUCGGUCUCCUUUAACCAGCUAAUGAAAGGCCUAGGACAAAAACCUCUUUACACCUAUCUCAUUGCGGGAGGUGAUAGGUCUGUAGUGGCUUCUAGGGAGAGGACUGAAGAUAGUGCCCUCCAUGGGAUUGAGGAACUGAAGAAGGUAGCUGCAGGGAAGAAGAAGGUGAUUGUCAUCGGCAUUUCUGCGGGACUCUCCGCUCCCUUUGUAGCAGGCCAGAUGGACUACUGUAUGGACAACACAGCUGUCUUCUUGCCAGUCCUGGUCGGUUUCAAUCCAGUGAGUAUGGCCAGAAAUGACCCCAUUGAAGACUGGAAUUCAACAUUUCGGCAAGUAGCAGAGCGCAUGAAGAAAAUGCAAGAGAAGCAGGAAGCUUUUGUGCUCAAUCCUGCAGUUGGGCCUGAGGGUCUGAGUGGCAGUUCCCGGAUGAAAGGUGGAAGUGCCACGAAGAUCCUGCUGGAAACCCUAUUAUUAGCAGCUCACAAGACUGUGGACCAGGGUAUUGCAACCUCUCAAAGAUACCUCCUGGAAAUCCUUCGGACAUUUGAGCGAGCUCAUCAGGUGACCUACAGUCAAAGCUCCAAGAUUGCCACCCUGAUGAAGCAAGUCAGCACCAGCCUGGAGAAGAAAGGCCGCGUGCAUUUGGUUGGCUGGCAGACCCUUGGCAUCAUUGCCAUCAUGGAUGGAGUAGAGUGCAUCCACACCUUUGGUGCUGAUUUCCGAGACAUCCGUGGCUUUCUCAUUGGUGAUCACAGUGACAUGUUUAACCAGAAGGCUGAGCUCACAAAUCAGGGUCCCCAGUUCUCCUUCUCCCAGGAAGAUUUCCUGACCUCCAUCCUGCCCUCCCUCAAGGAAAUUGACACUGUGAUCUUCAUUUUUACCCUGGAUGACAACCUCCCAGAGGUGCAGACAUUGGUGGAGCAGGUGAAAGAGAAGACUGCCAACAUCCAGGCCCUGGUGCACAGCACUGUGGGGCAAUCUCUGCCGCUCCCUCUGAAGAAGCUCUUUCCCUCCAUCAUCCACAUCAUGUGGCCACUGCUUUUCUUCGAAUAUGAAGGGACCUUCGUUCAGAAAUUCCAGCGUGAGCUAAGCACCAAGUGGGUACUGAAUACAGUGAGCACCGGGGCCCACGUGCUUCUGGGGAAGAGCCUACACAACUACAUGCUAGACCUUCGCAUUGCCAACUCCAAGCUCUUCUGGCGGGCACUGGCCAUGUUGCAGCGCUUCUCUGGACAGUCCAAGGCUCGAUGCUUUGAAAGCCUUCUCCAAGCCAUCCAUUUUCCUCAGCUGCUGUCAGAUGAAAUUCGAGCUGCUCCCAUCUCCCGCCAUGUCCACAUUGCACAUGAGAAAGAAAAGGUGAUCCCCUUAGCCUUGCUGAGCCUCCUAUUCCGAUGCUCCAUCCCCGAGGCUCUGUCACACCUGGCUGCAGCCCCUUCAGUCUGUGAGGUUAUCAGGAGCGCCCUGGCUGGGCCAGGACAGAAGCGCAGCGCGGACACUCUGGAGACCUUACAGCCUGCUGUGCAGUGAACUGGUAUUGAUGAGAAUGUGAGGGGGUCCCAGCCCAAGACUCCUGUGCCAGCAGCACAGGAGGUGGGAGGGAGAAGCCCAGUUUCCAGGGGCACCAACAUCCUAGGGUGUCGGGAGAGUUCUUGCACUUGACUUAGUGAGUUUUGUUUCAUCUUUAAAUUUCACUGGCCUAUCUUGAUCUCAGAAAUAAAAUGAAAU